CGCGGGGCCGGGCCCGGGACGGCGGCGGCGGCGGCGGCGGCGGCGGCAGCGCCGGGGCGGGCUGUGCGGGGAGCGGGAGCGCUGCGGGAAGGGGUGCGGGGUCGCGCGUCCCGCCCCACCGCCCCGCGCUCUGGGCAGCGGGGACAGGCGCUCGGGCCGCACCGCCCCCGCAUCGCUGCCGCAUUGCGGGCCCCGCGCCGCGGUCGCUGCCGCCCCGCUCGGCAGCUCCUUCUUCCUCCGUCCGUGGUCCCCGCGGGGCUGCGUGCGGGGAAACCCGCCCGCUGCCAUGAGCUUCUUCGGGUUCGGGCAGACCGUGGACUUGGAGCUGGUGCUGAGCGACCAGGAGAGCCGGCGGCGGGUGGAGCACAAGACGGAGGAAGGCAAGAAGGAGAAGUACUUCCUCUUUUACGACGGGGAGACCGUCUCCGGGAGGGUGGUCCUCAGCCUCAAGUACCCCAGCAAGCGGCUGGAGCACCAGGGCAUCAAAGUGGAGUUCAUCGGGCAGAUCGAACUCUACUAUGACCGAGGAAACCACCAUGAGUUCGUGUCUCUGGUGAAAGAUCUGGCUCGUCCUGGUGAAUUCACUCAACCACAGACAUUUGACUUUGAAUUCACACAUGUGGAGAAACCUUACGAGUCCUACACGGGGCAGAAUGUGAAGUUAAGGUAUUUCCUCCGAGCGACCGUGAGCCGCAGACUGAACGAUGUGGUGAAGGAGAUGGACAUUGUUGUGCACACCCUGAGCACCUACCCAGAGCUCAACUCCUCCAUUAAGAUGGAGGUGGGCAUUGAGGAUUGCCUGCACAUUGAGUUUGAGUAUAACAAGUCCAAGUAUCAUUUAAAAGAUGUGAUUGUGGGAAAGAUCUAUUUCCUGCUGGUGCGAAUCAAGAUCAAGCACAUGGAGAUAGACAUCAUCAAGAGAGAAACAACGGGGACUGGACCCAACGUCUAUCAUGAGAACGACACAAUCGCGAAAUACGAGAUCAUGGAUGGGGCACCUGUGAGAGGAGAGUCCAUUCCUAUCAGACUCUUUCUGGCUGGCUACGAGCUGACUCCAACCAUGAGGGACAUCAACAAGAAGUUCUCGGUGCGUUAUUACCUCAACCUGGUGCUGAUCGAUGAGGAAGAGAGACGCUACUUCAAACAGCAGGAGGUGGUGCUUUGGCGGAAAGGAGACAUAGUGAGGAAGAGCAUGUCCCACCAAGCAGCCAUCGCCUCGCAGCGGUUUGAGGGGACAUCCUCCCACACCGAGGCCAAGACCCCCAGCCAGCCCGCAGAGAACAACGGCCGGCAGUGAGAGAGGGGCCAAGCUGCUGUGGAGCCCCUGGGGACAGCAGCCAGGAGGAAGAAAAAAAAAAACAAAACACUUCAGAGACUUCAGGAAAAUAAAUAACCCGUUUUUUUGAACUUAAUUCCUUUCUUCAAAGGACUCGCCAGGGUGGGAAGGGGAUGGGAGGGCAAGGCAAGCUGGAGCUCCGGUGGUGCGGAGUUGAAGGUACCUCAGUGCUUCCCAACCAGCUGCAUCCCUCUGGGGUGGGCUGCUUGGGGGCAUCUUGCUGCCCAGGGGCUGCGGAGCUGCCUGAUCUCCUCUCUGCCCCGAGACCCCUCUGGGGUGGCCGUGGGGAGGGAGAGAGCAAGUGAAGGCCAAAUCCGCCACUCCUUCCCACUGGUGGGGAGGUUGCUCUGGGGCCGUGUAGGGUGGAUGUUUUUCUUGCCUUUCUGAAAUCUUUUCACCAGGGGAAGUGACACAGUGAUCAGCUGGAGGGAGUCAGAGGCUGAGGUGCAGCCUGGAGAGUGGCUCGUGUCGUCCCCUCGCUGCCUCCUCUUUGUGCUGGUGCUGGGUUCUGUGGCGCACACGGUUCUGCGGUGGAGCUGUCUCAGCCCCCCAGGACUGCAACACAGCCCCCCAGGACUGCCACACAGCCCCCCAGGACUGCCACACAGCCCCUGGAGCUCCUCCAGAGCUGGGAGGAGGGAGUGAGGAAUGCAGCAGGAGGUGGUGGCACAGGCUGGGCAGUGCAGUGAGGGUCCCAGUGCUGCUGGGUGGGCAUGAAGUAGGGGGCAGCAAGGCUCCUGGCCAGGGCAGUUCCUUCCUAGUCUUGCCCCAGCAGCUGCCUGAGUGCCCCUGAGAUUCAGUCUCUCUGCUGCACUCAUACAAGUCCCAGUUGCUGCUGCUGAGCAGGGGCAGACCAGCCUUGAGAGCUUUAGAGAAUGGUUCUGGAACAUGAGAAAGAAAUGGGGGCUCUCUUGGGAGUGGGCUUAGGCUGCACACGCUGCCCUGCUCCUGUCUGUGUCCCUGUGACAGGGCAGGCUUUGUAGCAGGGACAGACAGUAGAGAAAACACGUGUGUGUUGCUUGUUUGAUCUCUUGUGCCUGCAGGAUGAGGAUUAGUAAGGAAAGAAAGUAAAUGCACUUGUUUUAGGCAGCUCGUGGCCUGUGUGUGCUGCUAGAUGAAGCCAAGCAGUAACUGGAAGGAUAGUAGAGCUCUGAUUCCAGAGACAUUCCUGAGGCCUGAGCUGAAGUCACCAGUGAGGUCAGAGGGUAUUCCAUGAACUGAGAACCUGAAUGUGGGCUUUUUCUUUUCUAAAAGAAGCUUCUUUUAUUCUUUAGCUAAGUAGAAUCAUGAAAACAUUCCCAGAAGGGAGUCACUCCUCCAUUAAGAGUUAGAUGUGGUUUUUGUAGACUUGAUUGAUUUGAGUCUGGAGAAUAUCCAGCCUGUUUAGAUGCCCUUCAAGGAAGCAGGUGGUUAGAUCUCCUACCAGAGAGACAAGCCUGAACUGAAUGCUGGGAUAUGAGCUCUAUCAAAUGGGAUUUGUCUGAAUUUCCCUGUGAGUUUGUAGCUUGCUAGGGUUUUGUCCAGCUUCCUUUUGAUGCUGGAAUGAACAUCCUCUGUCCUACAGCUGAUUGUAGAACAGUUGUCUUGAAGCUGGGAAAUGGAAGUAUCUUCUGCUUUGUUUAGUGAAACAGUGCUGGUGGAGGGAGUGGGGCCUGGGUGGGGAGGGGAGCUUUUUAUGUUGUAAGACAGCUACUGUAUAUCAGUGAUAAAUGUGUGUUUCUGCUUGCCAAAGUAAGUUAUCUUUUUACUCACCACGUGUAAGGUUGUGGUUUUUUAGCAGAGCUGGACAGUCUCUCUCUGUUGUAGAGGACACUAAUGAUCUCAUCUGCUGAAUGCUUGUGUUACACCAUGUUUCUGCUCUGUACUAGUGAAGAUGUGGCUUGCUUUCCUUUCCAUGAGAAGUCUGUGCCAUGGGCUGGAGCCGUGUCUUCCUAAGACUGAAGCAAAAGCUGACUAUAGACAACUACCUUGUCACUCCUGGGCAAGGGGUGUUACCUGCUGCAGGUCUCACAUGGCAGAAGAACCUGGAUGUUACUUUUGACACUCCCUCUAUUCCCCCCCAGGUGUGGGGGAACCACCUGUGCUGUGGCAAUACACAGUCUUUUAGGGACAAGUGACCUCCCAUUGGGAGCCCUGGGGAUAGCAGACUAUCUUUCCAUGGCUAAGCUGAGCACAGCAGCACCCUGACCACCCCUCAGCUUUCCCUCAACUCCCAUCCUGCCUAGAAUUUUUUUUUCCUUGCCUGUUCCUCUUGAGUGUAGGCCAUGUGGUAUUAAACCCUAUGGAUGUCUCUGCAUUCCAGGACUGUUUUACUGGCCAAACAGCAUCAGUACUGGAUCUAGGAUAGCUGUCUGACAUUGCAUGGUCAGGAGAGUUCCAUUAAACAUCUGUUCAUCACUUCUGGAGGGUUUCCUUGGAAAAGGUGCAUUAACCUAUAUGCUGGGUUGGGUUGUGGUGGGGUUUUUUUCCCCCCUACUUUGUGCCCCUCUCCCCCGUGUCCCCAUGGAAUCAGAAUUUAGAAAUGAUCCCCAUUUUACUUAAAUGGUCCAUUCAACCUGUCCCCCACUGGGCCCUCUGUUUGUCUGGGGUGGAGGAGAUGUGCUGAGGAUCUUUAGAGCAAAGCUGAAGCAUAAGGUCACUCCAGGACAAGGUACUAAAGACAAGUGUUUCAUGAGCAUGAUGAGGGGCAGACACUGCUGGAGCAGUCGUGUCCCCCUGAGCUGGGUGGUUCUGUUCAGUACUUGGCUCAUUCCCUCUCCCCCAGGCAGGGGGGAGUGUGCAAGUACUCACCCAAUCAGUGCAACCUGUAAUUAAGCCUCUGCUGUGUUUACAUGUUUCUUAAUUCGUCGUCUUUUCAAUGGCUGUAUUUUAAAACUUGGGUUUUUUGUCUCUCCAAUUAAAAAGAGCCAGCCCUGGCUGUCAAACGCUG
Messenger RNA from Apus apus (common swift), 4265 nucleotides. It is a transcript of the gene VPS26B, whose product is annotated as VPS26 retromer complex component B. NCBI's taxonomy places the organism in Eukaryota, Metazoa, Chordata, Aves, Apodiformes, Apodidae. Bases 287 to 1297 code for a protein of 336 amino acids. The transcript is spliced from 6 exons. The record is from RefSeq and is a predicted model, not a curated record. Gene Ontology annotation, cellular component: retromer complex; endosome. Gene Ontology annotation, biological process: intracellular protein transport; retrograde transport, endosome to Golgi.